This is a messenger RNA of Plectropomus leopardus (leopard coralgrouper), 3298 nucleotides long. It is a transcript of the gene vwa7, whose product is annotated as von Willebrand factor A domain containing 7. The record is from RefSeq and is a predicted model, not a curated record. Lineage: Eukaryota; Metazoa; Chordata; Actinopteri; Perciformes; Serranidae.
ACUUCUGCUAUAUGCUGUGAUUUCAGAACAAAAGUCUACAAAGAUGAACUGAGGUAGGAUGUUACCUGCUCAGCCCAUCUCUGGGACAUGAUGUCACAGGGCAGAGGAAGAAUUUGGGAAGGGAAAGGAAAGCAGAUGCACUGGUUUAUUCUGGCUUACCUUCUCCUCCUGGCUUUACCAUGCAUGGGCUUCCUCCCCAACUUUUGGUCUCGAGUGUUAACACUGUCUUGGGACUCGCACACACACCAGUACAUCACAGAGCAGGCUAUUCUCAAUGUCACCAUGGAGACUCUGAGGAGCACCAAAAAACACCAUGCAAACCACGCAGAGGAGUGGACCAGACUGGGCCGUGGUUUCUGGAGAGCUGUGGGAGAGGUAGUGAAGUCCAAUGCGGCCAUGGACUUCCUGAGCUCCACCAGGUCAGACCCGGUGUACCACUUUGAUUCAGAGCGUGUGGACAGCGCUAUGGAGAUGUUACGGCAGUUCUGGGCUCAGACUCUACUCUCAGUACGAGCCAAAGAGUACCAAAGUGCUCGUCACAGCUUGGGCCAGCUAUUUCACUCACUGCAGGACUUCUACAGCCACAGUAACUGGGUUGAGAUGGGCCAGCGCUCCAUUUACCUCCACCUGCUGCAGCCGGAGGAGCCUGCCAUCCCCGUGGCUGACGAAGAAACUCCUACCUGUAUGGAGUGCUUCAGUGCCACCUGUCGAGACAACCUCAUGUCAAGAUUGACAAACACACAGAAAGACACCCAGCUGCUCACCACUGGCUACUUCAGCACUUUCCCUCCAAAACCCCACGGCAAAUGUAGUCAUGGAGGUAUUCUGGACAGUAGCCGUUACAUGGGGGCUAAAGGGGGCAUCAACAAGGACAGCACCUCCCCCCUCUUCUCCCCUCACCAUUAUCUCCAUGUGGAAGCUGCCAGUUUGGCGACUGAGGCCACCCUGAGUGUACUAAGAGACCUCAGAGACACUGUGGGCCAUAAAGCCUUUCUCAGGCUGUUCAGUGUAAAGCAGGUCCCUGCAUUGGUGUUUGUCAUGGACACCACAGGGAGCAUGUUUGAGGAGAUUACUGCAGCUCGUUUUCGGGCCCACUCUAUCAUCCAGAGCCGGGCCAGCAGCCCCGGGCCGCCUGGUACCUUUCUGCUUAUUCCCUUCCAUGAUCCAGGGUUUGGACCUGUGUAUGAGACCGAUGACCCAAAUCAGUUUAUGCAGCACAUGGAGAACCUGACGGCGCUGGGAGGAGGAGACGAACCAGAGAUGUGUCUCUCUGCCAUUCAGCUGGCGCUCACUCACAGUCCACCGCUGUCAGAGAUAUUCGUAUUCACGGAUGCCUCUCCUAAAGAUGCCCACUUGUUUGAUGCGGUGAAGGCCCUCACACUUGAAAAACAGAGCAAGGUGACAUUUCUCCUAACUGAAGACCCCAACUACACAUCAGAAAGCCGAGGGAGGAGGAAGAGGAGCAGGAGGAGUAGAAGCAGGGAACCUUUGUCCCCGAAUCGUUUCUCUCUUUACUCCUCCUUGUCCUCCCUGUCAGGAGGAUUGACAAUAUUUACCACAAACUCUGACAUCCACAGGGUCUCUACCAUAGUGGAGGAUAACACAGCUGCUGAAAAGGUGACCCUCCUCCAUGUGGAAAGUGACAAAGAGUUGAUGUCCUCCCAUUCUUUCAGAGUUGACAGCUCAGUAAAAAAUGUCACAUUACAUGUCACUGGCUCCCUGACAGAGUGUAUUCUUACUAGUCCAUCAGACCAAAGCCAGUCUCUGCUGAGUGAGGAGGGUCCUCUGGCAGCGUUGGAGCACUUCGAGGGUCUGUACCGAAUCAUCCUGCUCACUCCUAUAGAGUCAGGCCAGUGGAAACUCCAGGCCAAGAGUGAAAGACCCCUCACAUUCAAUGUGAUCGCUGACAGCAGCGUAGAUUUCUUGUAUUACUUUGCCACUGUAACCAAUGAGACACACCCAGGUCUGGCCAGAGUGGACGGGAGUCCAGUAGCUGGUGUCCCUGCCUUUCUGGUGCUGGCUGUGACCGGCCUGGCUCCAGACGAGGUGGUGUCUUUCAGUCACGCAACACUGCUAGGAGCCGACGGAGACAGCAUCCAGCAGGUGAAGCUGAACUCCUCUUCAUCUCCACCAUCCUACUCUGUAGAGGAGCUGGUGGGAUGGGUGGACUCUGUUCCCAGAAUCCCGUUUUGUGUCCAACUCACAGGCCGAGACAGCAGAGGGAAAAAGCUGGAGAGGGUUUCCACAGAGAUGGUUCAGCCAACACAUGUUCAGAUACAGGUGUUGUCUGUCCCCCGCCUGGUACCUGGUCACAGCACAAUGGUGGACUUUGACAUCCUGAACCACGGCCCGGCCCGACUCUUCAGUCUGACUGCUGGUGAUGACUGUGGAUAUCUUCAUAAGAGAGGACCUCACACGUUCCACGUUGCAGGACAAGGGUCUUUCCACGGUCAGGUGGACCUCUACACUCCUGCCACAGCUCAGGCAGGAGCUACUGUCACCCUCACACUCACUGUGCGCGCUCUUGACUCUCCAGACUCAAAUUAUGCAGUGGCCUACUUGACUGUGGUCCCCCCGGAUCCAAACACAUCCCCACCAUCCUGCUCCACUGUCCGAGUACAGUCUGCUUGUUCUUCCAUUUGCAACGAAUCAAGCUGGAGCGUAUCUCUGGUCGUGUUAGGCAGGGGGCGCUCUGGCCUCGCUGCCCUCCAGCUACAGAAGGGUGAAGGCAUUCUGACUUUAUUCCACAGCCCCACACCCACAGAGGACAGCCAGGGAGAGGCCCAGCGUGACCCGGAUCAGCAACAGACUCACAAGGACAUGACAAUCAGUGGAGGCAACCACCAUCACCAUCACCACCACAAGGCCAGAUUAGAGAAAGGAGACCCUCCUCUGAAUGUAUCUGAGUGGGUAACAGGCUCAUCUCAGUCACUGUGGGUGAAGUAUACGUCCAGCUGUUGCUCUGCUCAGGCUGAGCUGCUUGUGUGGGACACAGCUGGAAACAUGAAGCGCUGCCAUCUAACAUCUGGCCAGCAGAGGCAGCUAAGAGACAGGAGCACAGAUACCAGUGGAGCUGCACGGAUUACACACACUGGCGUCUUUUUUUUAUCGUUGGGUCUGCUGUGGCUGUCUCUGCUUUAGGUCAGUGAUUACAGAGGUUUUGCUGGUCAAACUAAUCUAUGUGUUGAUCACUGGAUUUCAGAAUCCCAAAAAGAUGUCAAAUGUUCUUUUUUUUAGGACAUACACAGAUACUAGAGGUAGUUUGAAAGAUGUGCACUUAAUACAAACAAUGUUUUGC